AUGAGCAAAGCCUCCUUCAGGAGUCACAGAGGGGACAGCGUCGCUCACAGAGCUGCAGCUGCGACGCGACCAGCAGAAAGUGAAAGUAACCUGCACGCAGGGGGCGUGGCUUUGCAGGCAGCGUCUGGCCUGGAGAUAACAGCUGGUAGACGUCCGUCUCGAUCCGGUCGUCUCCUCUCCCCGGAGAAAGACUCCCCUCGCUCACAUGUCUCCAGUAUCUCCAGUGUCACCGGUGUCUCUGGUAUCUCUAGUGUCUCUAGUGUCUCCAGUGUCUCCGGUGUCUCCGGUGUCUCUGGUAUCUCUAGUGUCUCCAGUGUCUCCGGUGUCUCUGGUAUCUCUGGUAUCUCUAGUGUUUCUAGUUUCUCCAGUGUCUCCGGUGUCUCCGGUGUCUCCGGUGUCUCUGGUAUCUCUAGUAUCUCCAGUAUCUCCGGUGUCUCCGGUAUCUCCAGUAUCUCCGGUGUCUCCGGUAUCUCUAGUGUCUCCAGUGUCUCCGGUGUCUCUAGUAUCUCCAGUAUCUCCGGUGUCUCCGGUAUCUCUAGUGUCUCCAGUGUAUCCGGUGUCUCCAGUAUCUCCAGUAUCUCCGGUGUCUCCGGUAUCUCUAGUGUCUCCAGUGUCUCCAGUAUCUCCGGUGUCUCCGGUGUCUCAGGUGUCUCAGGUAUCUCUGGUGCCUCAGGUAUCUCAGGUAUCUCCGGUAUCUCUGGUGUCUCCAGUGUCUCCGGUAUCUCUGGUGUCUCAGGUGUCUCAGGUGUCUCAGGUAUCUCCGGUAUCUCUGGUGUCUCCAGUGUCUCCGGUGUCUCCGGUAUCUCUAGUGUCUCCAGUGUCUCCGGUGUCUCUAGUGUCUCCGGUGUCUCCAGUAUCUCCAGUAUCUCCGGUGUCUCCGGUAUCUCUAGUGUCUCCAGUGUCUCCAGUAUCUCCGGUGUCUCCGGUGUCUCAGGUGUCUCAGGUAUCUCUGGUGCCUCAGGUAUCUCAGGUAUCUCCGGUAUCUCUGGUGUCUCCAGUGUCUCCGGUAUCUCUGGUGUCUCAGGUGUCUCAGGUGUCUCAGGUAUCUCCGGUAUCUCUGGUGUCUCCAGUGUCUCCGGUGUCUCCGGUAUCUCUAGUGUCUCCAGUGUCUCCGGUGUCUCUAGUGUCUCCGGUGUCUCCAGUAUCUCCAGUAUCUCCGGUGUCUCCGGUAUCUCUAGUGUCUCCAGUGUCUCCAGUAUCUCCGGUGUCUCCGGUGUCUCAGGUGUCUCAGGUAUCUCUGGUGCCUCAGGUAUCUCAGGUAUCUCAGGUAUCUCCGGUAUCUCUAGUGUCUCCAGUGUCUCCGGUGUCUCUAGUGUCUCCGGUGUCUCCAGUAUCUCCAGUAUCUCCGGUGUCUCCGGUAUCUCUAGUGUCUCCAGUGUCUCCAGUAUCUCCGGUGUCUCCGGUGUCUCAGGUGUCUCCGGUAUCUCUGGUGUCUCAGGUGUCUCAGGUGUCUCAGGUAUCUCCGGUAUCUCUGGUGUCUCCAGUGUCUCCGGUGUCUCCGGUAUCUCUAGUGUCUCCAGUGUCUCCGGUGUCUCUAGUGUCUCCGGUGUCUCCAGUAUCUCCAGUAUCUCCGGUGUCUCCGGUAUCUCUAGUGUCUCCAGUGUCUCCAGUAUCUCCGGUGUCUCCGGUGUCUCAGGUGUCUCAGGUAUCUCUGGUGCCUCAGGUAUCUCAGGUAUCUCCGGUAUCUCUGGUGUCUCCAGUGUCUCCGGUAUCUCUGGUGUCUCAGGUAUCUCCGGUAUCUCUGGUGUCUCCAGUGUCUCCGGUAUCUCUAGUGUCUCCGGUGUCUCCGGUAUCUCUAGUGUCUCCGGUGUCUCAGGUGUCUCAGGUAUCUCAGGUAUCUCUGGUGUCUCCGGUAUUUCCGGUAUCUCCGGUGUCUCCGGUGUCUCAGGUGUCUCAGGUAUCUCCGGUAUCUCUGGUGUCUCCAGUGUCUCCGGUAUCUCCGGUGUCUCCGGUAUCUCUAGUGUUUCAGGUGUCUCAGGUAUCUCCGGUAUCUCUGGUGUCUCCAGUGUCUCCGGUAUUUCCGAUAUCUCAAACAUUAUUGGUCAGGUUUUAAGCGAGGAAGGACUCCACCAAAGAAGAAGAAGCGGAGCAGGGGGCAUCAUUAGACUGGAAUCUGUACACAACACGGUGCUAUAAAACUAUAAACUAUAAUAAUAAGUACAGUCCAUGAUAGC
Molecule: messenger RNA, 2174 nt
Organism: Siniperca chuatsi (mandarin fish)
Lineage: Eukaryota; Metazoa; Chordata; Actinopteri; Centrarchiformes; Sinipercidae
Product: mucin-19-like
Exons: 2
Coding region: 1-2136 (711 amino acids)
Source: RefSeq, a predicted model, not a curated record